AUGCAAUGUUAUGGUCUUAUUUGUGUUUCUCCCGAUUCUCAAGAAAAUCCAAUUCCUUUACAAAAUGUUAAAGUCGAAGCAAAUGUUGUUGAUAUGAUUGCUGAAGAAGAUAAAAACAUUGAAGCAUUGUAUAAAUUUCCAAUUUAUGAAGCUGCAGCAAUUUGUGAUUUUGAAGCAGAAAUUGAUGGCAAAUAUAAAAUUAAAGGUGUUGUGAAAGAAGCAAAACAAGCUGCUUCUGAUUACAAAGAAGCUAUCGAGAAAGGACAUAGUGCUUAUUUACUUGAAGAACAACUUUCAGAUGUAUUCCAAUGUUCAAUUGGAAAUCUAAAAAGUAAUCAGACAGUAGUCAUCAAAAUCACCUAUGUUACUGAACUUAAACAUGACUCAGAGAAUGAAAAAAUACGAUUUGUUUUACCAACUUUAUCAGAUUACAUUGCGCACAAUAUAACAUGA
Molecule: messenger RNA, 453 nt
Organism: Entrophospora sp. SA101
Lineage: Eukaryota; Fungi; Glomeromycota; Glomeromycetes; Entrophosporales; Entrophosporaceae
Source: the annotation of a GenBank genome assembly